AGGUGGGCGGAAUACGUUAAUUAAAAUGUCAUUUGGCUGUAAAUCAAAGGCAAAUAAAAAUUGGCCAAAUACACACUCAAAUUGGCUUUUAAAAAGCCAAAGAAGUAGCACUAAACAUUUUGUCAUGGAUAAGUAACAAUUGGAGCCCUCUGGUAACAAUGUUCGCGCAACAAACUUUGAGCAAAAACUGUCGGUGGGGAUUGCGGCUUAAAAUUCAAACGAUAGAAAUCGCCGAAAUUUCUCUUUCCAUUGAAUACCAACAUUUCGACCUUAGGUCUUUCACAAGUAUUCAAUGUUUCCUACGAAUAUUACAAUUCUAUUCGAAAAUUGACGAUUGCCGUUGAAUCAUUCGACGUUAGCCAAAUUUGCUGAUGAACAUAUCCCCUACAGUUCUAAUUUGCACUAAUCUUUCGCACUUGAAGGCAGCCUAUUUUGAAUUUCCGAAAGAAGCGAUGUGAUUCUCGUAAAAGGUAGUAAUCUAAAGAUGAAGUGAUCUUCGAGCACGCACUGAAGGUUAGGGGGAAUUGAAAUGCUCUUGAGUCGAAUGACUUAAGGAUUCUUCGAGCUUGUCGUACUUCAUCCAGGUAAAAAUGGCGAAGACUCCAUCCACACGGGCUAGCUUGCUACCUUCCCAUAAGAACUAUCAGAAGCAUCAAGGUGAAUGCACUUCCGCACCUGGAAAAAGUGUCUUCGUCAGAACGACGUUAUGUGAAGAAGACACCAACAAUGCUUUGGAGGAAACUGUCCCUGGUUUUUCUCUAUGGAAUCCUAGCCAGUCUCUUGGUCGUAGCUCUGGUCAAAGUGGGGUUACAAGCAGGUCUAAGAAGAAAUCCAGCUACCACUCACACCCGAGUGGAACCUAAAGUGAGAGUGGAUCGCAGUGCAAAGGAUGGAAGCAACUUGAAGCAAGUGUUCCUCACUGUGGACAGCAACGAGGACGGAUUAGUGUCCCACAAGGAACUGGCUCAGUCCAUCAGUGUGACUGUUCAAUCACAUAUGCAAAACUGUCUAAAAUCGAACAUGCGUAAGUUCUUCCAAUUGGACAAGAUUACCACCAAUGGGAUGGUCGAGUGGGAUGAGUGGCUUCAAUCAUUCCGCCAGGAUUAUCCAUCUUUGGCACCCAGGGACGCCAAGGAAGCUCUGUCCGAAGCGAAAGCUCGAUGGUCUGAAGCAGCCAGAACUAAUCCCAAUGCUUUGAAUAUCGACGAGUUCUUGUCCUUUUCGCACCCGGAAUUCUCUCAUCCCAAUCUUCUGCAGCAGGUGGACGAGAUGAUCCUGGUGUUGGACACAAAUCAGGAUCAAAUGUUAGAUUUGACUGAAUACUCUCAAAGAGCGCCGAGUUCCAAGGUCAAGAAGAAAGAAUUUGAGGUCUUGGACGAGAACCGGGAUGGCCAGGUGUCGAAGCGAGAACUUUUCCCGUUCUUGGAUCCCAAAUCUAAGUUAUGGGCUCGAAGGACGGCAAGGAAUAUUCUCACACAAUUGGAUGUCAACCAUGAUCAUGCCUUGUCUUUCGAGGAACUCGCCAGGAAUGACGAAAUCCCGGAGUUGCUUCUACCUGAACGAAUAUUUUAUGCUUUCGUCUAGUCUUACUAAAAGUUGUUAUGAAGGUUUUUGUUACUUGAAAAGACAGAAAACGUUGUCAAUAUGUUUUAUUUAAACACUGAAAAAACGAACCAAUUCGAGUCUUUUUCAAUCUG
This is a messenger RNA of Tigriopus californicus, 1697 nucleotides long. It is a transcript of the gene myd, whose product is annotated as 45 kDa calcium-binding protein-like. The coding region runs from base 727 to 1584 and encodes 285 amino acids. The transcript has a single exon. NCBI's taxonomy places the organism in Eukaryota, Metazoa, Arthropoda, Copepoda, Harpacticoida, Harpacticidae. Gene Ontology annotation, cellular component: endoplasmic reticulum. Gene Ontology annotation, biological process: calcium-ion regulated exocytosis. Gene Ontology annotation, molecular function: calcium ion binding. The record is from RefSeq and is a predicted model, not a curated record.